Spea bombifrons (plains spadefoot toad) is the source of this 2995-nucleotide messenger RNA. RefSeq names its product germ cell-less 1, spermatogenesis associated (gene GMCL1). The transcript is spliced from 15 exons. Gene Ontology annotation, molecular function: protein binding. NCBI's taxonomy places the organism in Eukaryota, Metazoa, Chordata, Amphibia, Anura, Pelobatidae. The record is from RefSeq and is a predicted model, not a curated record. The coding region runs from base 601 to 2079 and encodes 492 amino acids. Gene Ontology annotation, biological process: germ cell development.
GCGAGCAGUUGGUUUUCUACGCUACUCCGCCAGUGGUUUCGGAAGUUUCCCGGAAGUAGCCGAAGGUUUAGGGGGCUCACGACCGGAUGGACCGCUGAGAGCAACGGUCAGGAGAGCAGAACCCGGGCAGGACAGGGGAUAGUCGGGAUCCGUUUGCCGGGCGGGAAGGGUGGUGCGCAGAGGAUAUGAGAGGAGGGGAGGCAGGGUGUCGUGGAGUGUUAUAGAGAGUGACCCGAGCUGCUUUGUAAUCGGGUAACGCGGGGUGAGAUAGAGGUGGCAGCGUUUUGACCCAGAAGGUGGGGGGGGGGGAGUAGCCACUGAGUACUGACAGCCCUUGUUGAAGAGUUCCCCGAUCUGGGUGACGGGAAGACCGGGAUGUGUUGGAUCGGAUAGUGGGUGACCCCCUCUCUGUCAGCUGCUGUAUAACUCUUCAUGGCUCCCCAGCCUGUGACACCCGAUCUGACCCGGAAGCACACAGGUGGGUGACACCCCCGGGGAGCACUUACCACCUGUUACUGUACAUGAGAGGCAACUCCCCUGCAGAAUAUCAAGCCUACCCCACAAUGCUCCGUCUAUUGUAAACUUCUCUAUGCUCUGACUAUGGGCUCUUUGGGCAGUAAGCUAUUGGGCCAGAAGGCAAUCGAACAGCCGCUUGGCUCAUGUGAUUGCAGGAAGAGGAAGAGAAGCUUGGAGUGUCCAUGUGACAGCGAGACAGACGAGGAGACGGAGAACUUGCUGAACACUCCGCGGAGGAAGAAGUUGAAAAGCACAUCCAAGUAUAUUUACCAGACCCUUUUCCUUAACGGGGAGAACAGCGACAUCAAGAUUUGCGCACUUGACCAAGAAUGGAGUCUGCACAAGAUCUACCUCUGUCAGUCUGGGUACUUCUCCAGCAUGUUUUGUGGUUCCUGGAAAGAAUCCAGUAUGAAUGUCAUAGAGCUGGAGAUUCCUGAUCGCAAUAUUGAUGCAGAAGCUCUGCAGGUGGCCUUUGGCUCGUUGUACAGAGACGAGGUCCUCCUAAAGCCCAGCCGUGUGAUUUCAAUCCUAGCCGCUGCCUGCAUGUUGCAGCUGGAUGGUUUAAUUCAGCAGUGCGGUGAAACAAUGAAAGAGACCAUCAGCGUGCAAACCGUUUGUGGCUAUUCGGCUGCGGCCAGCAUCUACGGAUUAGACAACGUGAAAAAGAAGUGCCUUGAGUGGCUUUUGAAUAACUUAAUGACCCAUCAAAGCGUGGAUUUGUUUAAAGAGCUCGGUAUCAAUAUGAUGAGACAGCUGAUCUCCUCACACGACUUACUUGUUAUGCAAGUAGAGAUGGAUGUGUAUACAACUUUAAAAAAGUGGAUGUUCCUGCAAUUAGUGCCUUCUUGGAAUGGGUCCUUAAAACAUUUGCUGACUGAAGCAGAUACCUGGUUCUCCAAACGCAGGAAAGAAUUAGAAGAGAGAGGCAUCGGUUUCCUGGAGUGCGAGCAGGGUUGCCCAUUUGUGCCAGUUUUUAGACCCUUGAGGUUACAAUACAUCAUCAGCGACCUGGCUUCAGCACGAAUUAUUGAGCGCGACGCAAUCAUCCCUACAGAAUGGUUGUCUUCCAUUUACAAGCAGCAGUGGUUCACCAUGCUCCGUGCAGAGCAGGAUAAUGAUACCGGGCCUCUGGAGAUCAACAAAGAUGAACUGGAAAGCAACAGCAUGAGAUGCGGCAGGAAACUCUCAAAGGAUGGGGAUUACUGCUGGAGAUGGACCGGCUUUAACUUCGGAUUUGACUUGCUUGUCACGUACACAAACCGCUACAUCAUCUUUAAGCGUAACACGUUGAAUCAGCCUUGCAGCGGUUCUGUCAGCCUGCAGCCCACAAGGAACAUCGCGUUCAGGUUACGCUUGGCCUCCUUUGAUAGCAAUGGGAAAGUUAUUUGCAAUCGGACGAGUGGCUAUCAGAUCCUCAGCCUUGAAAAAGAUCAGGAACAAGUCGUGAUGAACUUAGAUAGCCGACUGCUCUUGUUUCCACUUUAUAUUUGCUGCAACUUCUUGUACACAUCACCUGAGAAGAGGAUGGAGGGUGAAGGUCUGAUGGACAACCCUGAGAACUGAACGCAUGGAGACCCAGCCAGAGGAUCUCGUUUUUGUGACUUUUCCAAAAAAAGGGAGUAUUUGCUUUGCUUUGCACUGCUUCGCCAUCUGGUUUCGUUUGGUCCAAAGCCUAUGGUGCUUAACGCUAGAAACGAGCCUAUUGUUCGUUAGCAGGGCCUAAGAGACACGUGGCUCUCAGAAUGUAACCAGCCUUCUUUCCCAGAAGGCCUUGCUGCAGGCUGCCUCGUCGGCUACGUAUAAACGGCCACAAGUGCUUUUUUUUUGUUUUUGUUUUGUUUUUUUACAUAAAGAACUGAUGACAUUUUAAAGCCAAAAGUCCCUGAUGAACACAUCUCCAAUUUUCUCUUUAUGAAGAGUGACAGCAAAUGAUUUCUGUAAUGUAGCAUUUCAGAGCAACUCACAUCUGCCAUGCAGAUUUUUUUGUUUCUUUAGUAGCUAUGUUUUUUUUUGUUGUUUGUAUGUUUUUUGUUUUGUUUGUUUCUCCCCCUCCCCCAAUGGCAUUUCUCCUCUGGGAACAUUCUGAAAUGUAAUCUGUAUAUAUUGUAAAAGUCAUUUGCAGGUGAUGUGAAAAGUCCUUCAUUUAGAAUGUCACCGCUGCAUUCUGUUGCAUCGCACAACUAGAUAAGUUAUUAUACAUAUGGCCGUGUUAAUAACCAUAUAACAAAGAAAAGUGAGCUUAUUAUAGUUCGCCUAAACGCCUUAAAUAUCUUACAAGUCUUUUGUUAAUUACCUCUUUCCAUAACAAAAAAAGUAAUUUAUACCCUUAUGGAUGGCUGAACAGGAAAGCAGAAGCCUUAUAGUGACCUAGCAUCAAAGCUAGAAGAGUUUAACAGACCUCAUGCACAAAAUCCAACGUUUUGUGAGUUCCUGGCUACCUCAGCUUUCAUCUUCAAGUAAGAUCAGACAUUUGACCCGA